Galendromus occidentalis (western predatory mite) is the source of this 1166-nucleotide messenger RNA. RefSeq names its product cysteine-rich hydrophobic domain-containing protein 2. The record is from RefSeq and is a predicted model, not a curated record. Lineage: Eukaryota; Metazoa; Arthropoda; Arachnida; Mesostigmata; Phytoseiidae. Bases 183 to 734 code for a protein of 183 amino acids. The transcript is spliced from 6 exons.
CUGCUGUGCUGCUGCGAUCGCCGCUGCUACCACUGCUGGUGAACGUUCCACCAUAUUUGAGUGUUGCGUAAAAUCAUUCGCAAGGUGCCGAGGGACGAGUUUUCCUCGAGAUCCCUUCUGCCCAGCGCAGUUCUCAACUUGACGAUGAACUAGCUCCUCGGGCACGGCGUUGGUGUCAAAAGAUGUCGACGACGGUUUCCCAAGCUCCUGUGUCGGGAGGAAUUUCGCUCAAUAACAUGGCAGAGCUAGACGCGAUAAUGGUGUUGGAAAUCGACGAAGACGAACUGCAAGUGCCGGAGGAUACCUUCAUAGUACCUGAACCAGUCAUCAUAAGAGGAGCUGGAAAUAUGACAGUAUUCGGCUUGAGUAACAAAUUCGAUACGGAGUUCCCGUCACAAUUGUCCGCCAAAGUCGCUCCCGAGGAAUUCAAGGCAUCUCUCUAUAGAGUAAACUCAAUCCUCCGGAAAACUUUGCCGGUGAGCGUCAAAUGGUUGUUCUGCGGCUGCCUGUGUUGCUGCUGCACCCUGGGAUGUUCGCUGUGGCCUGUAGUUUGCCUUUCGAAGAGGACCCGACAUUGUCUGGAGAAGCUCCUCGACUGGGAAAACUCUCAAUUGUACAACAAGCUUGGUCUCCGCUGGAGACUGGCGAAACAACGCUGUGAUACGUCCUCAAUGCUAGAAUAUGUUCUUUUGAUAGAAUUCAUUCCAAAGCUUAUCAUCCACAAGCCGGACUGAGGAUCCGGCCAAUUCUCAGUGAAGUAUAGCCGACCGUAAACGUUGGCUAGGAGCUUCGACAUAGGUAAUUCGAAGGGAAAUCGCGGCCGUCUCGACGCCGUCCUCAGGCACUGUGACAGGAGACCCUUUCUCCGGCAUCUGUCGCGUUCUUCCUCGAUAUUAAUUAUUUCAAGAUGCAGUCAAUCUCACUCUGGCGGCUGCUUCUCCCUCGUCAGCUCGCAUCAAUUCAGCGUUUGUACCUCGGUAAUUCGGUGGGCUAAUCUCGGUCACCCGACUUAUCGGUCGAAGAACUUUUCGAAAUAGUGAUCUCGGUGGCGGUUCUCUCUAGAGGUUGCAUUCGGUGCUCCUCGAGGUUUCGCUGGGAUCUCUCCAACGGACGUGGUCGGGACGAGGUUGGAUGAUUCAGUCAUGAGAGGAAUAUCCAUUCUUGCA